AUGCUCGCAAUUGUGCUGUCCGCGCUGGCGGCCAGUGUUCACGCAGCGCCCCAGUACCACUUUCACCACCACCAUGGGCCACCACCCCCUUUCCACCACCAUGGACCACCGCCCCCGCCGCCUCCGUUCCCGCGAGACGACGCCUUCGGCGACCACUACUUUCGAGACGGGAACUUCGACACCAGACGCUUCUGGUCGGAGCUCUCGCGCGGAAUGGUGAUGCUCAAUAAUAUGCUGAGCGAAUUCACCAAACGUUUCCCCAGCGGCGUCUCCAGUGAGGGCGUCGAUCCCGAGACCAACAAGUACAAGGUCACGAUACCGCUGAAGGGUUUCGAAGAGAAAGAUGUGGUUGUGAAAGCCCGCGAAGGUGUGUUGAUGGUGCAGGCGCUUAGCAAGUCCGAAGGCAGCACAGGAAAGAGCUACGUGGACGUGAGGGCCCUGCCAGAUUUUGUGAACGUGGCUGGCAGCUGGACGUACAGUGAGGGCUUUCUGAAGAUCGUCUUCCCGCUGCAACCGAGAGGAGACACCACUUUCGAGAUUUCCACUCAUCUGCCGCAGGGCCUCAAACCGGAGAGUAGAGAAGUGGACAAUAACGGUGGCAAUUCCGACGCUAAUGUGGGUGUAAUAAAGGAUGACACAACGAAAGAAACCGAGCUGAUAACUAAUGAGAUUCCUAAGAGAGAUCCCGUAGAGGUGACUACACACUUGGUGGACCUGAAGGGCGAAGUAGUGUUCGUGCCUGUACCCUAU
Molecule: messenger RNA, 750 nt
Organism: Iphiclides podalirius (scarce swallowtail)
Lineage: Eukaryota; Metazoa; Arthropoda; Insecta; Lepidoptera; Papilionidae
Source: the annotation of a GenBank genome assembly